This is a messenger RNA of Geodia barretti, 1701 nucleotides long. Lineage: Eukaryota; Metazoa; Porifera; Demospongiae; Tetractinellida; Geodiidae. The record is from the annotation of a GenBank genome assembly.
CGCAAUGGCGGCGCUGGCAGUCUUCUGUUGGCUUUUGCUGGCAGGUUAUGGUUUGAGAGGAGCAGAGGCUCAAACUUGCCCGUGUGCUGGAUGCGGCACUGACACGAUUAGCUGCACCGCCCUUGGACUGACGUCUUUCCCAAACAUCCCGGUCGCCGAUCGACAGCAGGUGGAAUAUCUCUAUAUCAAUCUGAACGGUCUUACGUCGCUUUCCGUUGAUGACUUUGCGAACUUCACCUCAUUGAAAGAACUGUAUAUUUCUUCAAACAAUAUACAGGCUAUUGAACCAGGGACAUUUUCUCCUGUAACCCAGCUUACGAUAGUUGAGUUUCAAGAUAACCAGCUACAAGAACUUCCUCGGUCUCUUUUCACAAGUGCACCUAACCUUACAUCAAUCUCUCCUCCCAGUCUGAGCAGUGUCGAGAUCGUUGAUCUAACAGAGGAGCAGCUUGUUUGCGAUUGCCCCCAAGAGUGUGUGAAUGGAUUAUACGAUGUAUCUGUGGGUCAGUGUGUCUGUAAUGAUGGCUACACGGGGGGAAACUGCAGUUCUGCCUGUUUGCCAGGGACGUAUGGAGCGGGCUGUCUACAAAACUGUAGUUGUGCGUCAGAGAACGAAGUGUCUCCAUGUGAUCCUACAAAUGGGACCUGCCACUGUCUCCCUGGUUUCGCUGGACCUCAUUGCCAAGGCGAGUGUCCAGAGGGAUAUUUUGGUCAAGAUUGCACAGAGGAAUGUCUUUGCCAGAACGGAGGUCUCUGCCACUCUGUAACUGGUGUCUGUGCCUGUAUGACAGAGUGGAGCGGAGCUUACUGCAACAUUAGUUCAUGUAGUGAUGGAUUGAGAAACAACAAUGAGACUGGUGUCGACUGUGGAGGCAAUAUUUGCCCACCGUGUCCAGCAGAGGAGUGUAGAGACGGCAGUGAUUGCGAAGAAGGACAAGUGUGCCUCGGAGAAUACAUCCAUCCAUCAAACCUUCCUUAUCCAGUCUCAGAUCAACUAACCUACCACUGUGUUGACAAAGAUUUUCCCGGAGAACGAAUUCUUCAAAAAUUCAGAGAUGCUCUGCGGGGUAGGACGGAGGCACUGUCAGAUGUGAGUCCACAAGCCAACCUCUCAGUAGUGGAGUCCAGUGUUCAGAGAGAGAUUGAGACUCAGUUUGAGAUUGAAGAACCAUUGGAAUCCGUGACGAUAUCUACUCUAGAACAAGAGCAAGGUGACCCACUCUAUCAGGCAAGUAUCCAGUGGAAAUUGAAUACUCCAGGAGAUAGUAUGGAGACGGUUGUUCAACAGAUGAUUUUCAACGUCGACAAUGGACUGCUGAAAGGAACAGUACUCAUAAAUAGAGAAGACAAGAAAGUAAUAUUGAACAUUUAAGGAAUGAACACCUGUACAUUUAUACACUUGACAUGAAAGCAAUGUAUAUGCACCAUCAUACUGACACAAUUAAAACACUGAGCAUAAGAGAGAUGGCAUGGAGCAAGUGUUCAGUUCAGUCUACAGUUGAUUCUGAACCUCACGUAGUACUUUCCUCUGUGUGAGAAUGUUACUCUUCCCACUCGUCUUCUUCUUCCGAUCCUUGUGAUCUGGAAGAUUCCAGUCAGCUGCUGCCUGGUCGGUAAAUGGGUCCCCUCUCCUCAAACAUACCAUUUCAGACUAGGUUCCUGAUAGGAAAGUGAGAGAGAGGCACACUUUCUUCUUGGUCU